UGCGAGCAUUGCUCAACACGAAGAUGUUCUAAUUGGUGCACUAACAUAUGUACAUAUAAACUAUCAAAUUGGCCAUCGUUUAGCUCGGAAAAUGGAAGAAAAUGAGACCCGGCCAGAGGCCACAGACCCCACGGAACUGGCCAACGGGACAGGUGAGGUUGACGCCGCCAGCCAACACAAAUUCAGUCACCUGCAGAACGAGAUGCGCAAAAUGCAGAACGAGUUCAACACGCAGCGGGCCAAGAUGCGGGAGCUGUACAUGCAGAAGGAGGCUGAGGUCAGCCAGAGCCAGCUGGAGCGCAGGCAGCUGCAAGCGGAAUUGGACGAGCUGAAGACACACCUGAUGGUGGCGGACCUCAAGUCCGAGAACGAGCUGCAGCUGAAGGACCUCAAGGCGCAGGAGGAGAUCUCCUCGCUGCAACAGCUGGUGCAGGACACCAUCGAGGAGUCGUCGCACUACAAAAGCGAGCUGGAACGCCUCAAGCUGGAGCUGACCAAGUACCAGCAGAUUCAGCAUCAAACACAAACGCUGGCUCAGCAACCGCAGGCUGAGUCAUCCGGCGGCAUAGCGCCCCAAGUGCUGAAUCAGGUCAAGAAGACGCUGGGCUCUGUGCGCAAACUAGGCACCGACUCACUGAACAGCAGCUUUCAGCAGGAAGAGGAUAUCCGGUCGUCGAGCAAGGGCAGUGGCAAGCAAUACGCCUCCGAGGAGGCGGAAAUGAUGCACUCCAUCGUCGAGCAGCUGCAGGAGGAGAUGAAGGCCCUAAAGGUAAAGCUGCGCGAACAGGACGAGCAACUGCAGGCCAAGUCACCGGUGGCGGAUGAAUCCGCCCUGCACAAGUCCACAUCCAUGGAUGUGGCCGAGGGUUCCUGUGAGGCCUGCAGCUUGGCAGAGAAGAAGGCCGAUGAGCUGAAUGCACACCUCAACAAGCAACAAAAGCAAGUGGAUCUUUUGCAGAAGCAGCUUGUGGAAUCGCGCGAAACGCUGGCCAAAGAGGCCGCGCUGCGAAAGGAUCUGGAGGACCAGUGGCAGGAGAAGCGGGAAGCCCACAAAAGCGAAUUACAAAGCCUGCGCGAUCAGGCCAAAACCAAUGAGCAGCGACUGCUGGACAUGCAGCAGGCGUUCCUCGAGACCAAGGACGAGGUGAUAAAGCAGAUACAGCGCGUCACCGACGACCGGGAGCGGGUCAACAAGCAGCUGGAGACGCUGCAGGCCGACAACGACUUCCUGUCCGGUCGCUAUCUGGCCACGUCCGAGGAGAUCGACAACCAGUACAUCAACCUGCCCAACACGGUCGUCGAGCUGCAGGAGCUAAUGCUGCGACAGCAAAACGAGCUGAUCCAGGCACGCGUUAGCAGCGAGUACGAGCGGCAGAAGUGCACCAGCACUGAGGAUGAGAUUCAGAUCUUGCGGGCCCAACUGGAGGAGAGCAACAACGAGCGACGGGCCUACAAGCGCAAAAUGCAACUAGAUAUUAAGUCACUGCAGGACCGGGUUACGGAGCAUUUGGUCACGGUGCAAGCCUACGAGACGACAAAAACUCAAUUGGAGCGCAAAGAGGCUGAGCUCAACAAACAGCUGUCCGAGUGCCGCGUUGAAAUCAUUGAACUGCAAGAAACCAAUGAAAAGUACGCCAAAACAAAUUCGGAUUACAAGACGAAGAUAAAAACCCUGCAAGAGGAGCUAUCCACCAUGGAAACAGUGCAAAAGGAUUUCGUCAAACUAUCUCAAACCCUUCAGAUGUCGUUGGAGGAGCUGCGGCAUGCCGAUACGGAGGUUCGCUGGCAGGACGACGAUGACGUAAACAACUGCCCCACGUGCAACGCCUAUUUCACGGUCAUGGUGCGCAAGAUCCAUUGCCGGCACUGCGGCCACAUCUACUGCGAUAAGUGUCUAACGAAAACGGUGCCAUCUGGGCCACGGAAGCGAGUGGCCCGAGUCUGUGAUAUUUGUCACACGCUGCUCACGCCAAACACCGCUCCCUACUUCAGUCAGGGACAGCCGCCGCAGCAGCAGCCAGGUCAGCAGCAGCAGCAGUCCAACUAGGCGGCCGGGCUCCAAGCCCACGUUAUGUUUAUUAUGUGUGAGCUACGAUUACGAUUAGUUGGUAUUUCCUUGAACUCUAUUGCUCGGUUUUUGUGAUCCGAUUUAACGAUGUUACGAUUCGGUGUUUAAACCGUUUCAAUGCCACAGUAGGUCGAGUCAUUUCCUUUUUCCAUAUGCUAAUGUAUAAUUUGCAAUUUUGCCGUACCUUCUUUGUGCUCUGUAUAACGUAAGCGAUGAGUUGUCUAUGUUAGCUUAUGUCGUAGGUAAGUUUUCAUAAUUGAAUUGAACUCAAAUCAAAUAUACAAAUAAAAACA
This is a messenger RNA of Drosophila elegans, 2361 nucleotides long. It is a transcript of the gene Rbpn-5, whose product is annotated as rab GTPase-binding effector protein 1. The coding region runs from base 92 to 2047 and encodes 651 amino acids. Gene Ontology annotation, cellular component: intracellular membrane-bounded organelle. The record is from RefSeq and is a predicted model, not a curated record. Gene Ontology annotation, biological process: endocytosis. Gene Ontology annotation, molecular function: metal ion binding; GTPase activator activity. The transcript has 6 exons. Lineage: Eukaryota; Metazoa; Arthropoda; Insecta; Diptera; Drosophilidae.